CCUUUUGUAUGUAUACUCCCGCGCGAUGUGCCGGGUCUGGUCUGGUCUCGGUGGACCCGAGAUGGUCCGCGUAGAGCUACAGUAGUUCGGUGGCUGCCGCCGCACGGGAAUUGAACUGGACGGUCGCGGCGGCCGCGCUCUUCUUCUCCUUUUCUUCUUCUCUUUCCUCGACUCCUCUCGCAUCACGAGAAACGUCCAGGUGCGCGGAUCCAGGCACCGAGUAGCGGCUCUCCUCCGACCAGAUUCUCUUCCUCUCAUUGAUCUCCCGCGAUCGCGCAGGUGAAAGUAUACCUAUAUACUCGAAAGAGGGAAUAUACGCGAUAUGAACUCCACGUGGUGCUGGACGACGUAGAGGAGGUUGCUGCUGCGAGGACGCUCUGAUUCUCGGAUACUCUUUCUUUUUCUCUCUCUCUCUCUCUGCGUCGUUGCGAAUUAAUCCAAGGACGAUGAGGCUGCUCGUGGACCUCUUCUCCGCCUGGAUGCUGCUGCUGCUGUUGAUCCCGUCACUCCUGCUGGCGGCUGAUCCCUCGAGGACGACGACGACGGAAUGCCCGCAGAAGUGCGUGUGCUUAAUGUUGCAUGUGCAAUGCAUAUUCCAGAAGCUGAGCCAGAUGCCCCGGGUACCUGCCAACACCACCGUUCUGGACCUGCGCUUCAACAGCAUCACGGAGGUGCGACCGGGAACAUUUCGCGGUCUCGACAAGCUGCACACCCUACUGCUAAACGACAACCACAUCCGACGACUGGCCGCGGGCGCGUUCGAUGGCGCGCCGAAUCUACGGACACUCUACUUGUACAAAAAUCGGAUCGAGUACAUCGCGCCGGGCGCGUUCGCGCGGCUGCCGCGGCUCGAACAGCUGUAUCUACAUCACAACCACCUGCGGGAGAUACGUCCGGGCACGUUCAACGAUCUGCCCGCACUCGAACGGCUCUUCCUUUAUAGCAACAAGCUGCACCGGCUGCCGGCCGACGCGUUCAUCAACGUCGGCCCGAUGACGCGGCUUCGUCUCGACAGCAACGCCCUGAUCUGCGACUGCAACCUGGUCUGGCUGGUCGAACGCACCAGGGACAGACCCACGGAGAUGGCGGCGGUCUGUCAGUUUCCGCACAGGAUGAAGGGUCGCUCCCUGACGACGAUGUUACCCGAGGACUUUCAUUGCACAAAACCGCGCAUAAUAGAAGACCCGGAAGAUACCGCGGUGCAAUUCGGCGAGACGAUGACAUUGAAGUGUCGAGUAACAGGCGAUCCGACCCCGAAGAUCAAAUGGAUGAAGGACAAAUGGAGGUACUCGGAUGCGGAUGACGAUGACAGCGGGAAGUACGUGAUCCAUGAGGACGGCGAGAAGUACGUGAUCCGCGAAGACGGCACUCUGGUGGUCACCGAUAUGACCGAGCAGGACAGCGGGACGUACGAGUGCGUGGCCAGUAGCGAUAUGGGCUCGACCAAGUCGAGGAAGGCGAGAGCAGUGAUCACGGCGACGUCCCACCUGAUAUUCGCCGAGAGGCCGGAAUCGCAAAACGUCACCGUCGGCGCCAACGUGACCUUCUCAUGCCGAGCGCUCAGCAAGCCCAGACCCAACAUUAGCUGGCUUCGGGACAACCAAUCGAUCCCGUUCAGUGACCGAAUCUCGCUCACAAACGACAAUACCCUGCUGCGCAUCCUCGCGGUCAAAGAGAGCGACGCGGGCAGGUACCAGUGUCACCUCAGAAACGUCGACAGAACCUGGAUGGACCUCUUCGCAGAUCUGCGCGUCACUGACUUUACUGCACCCCGAUUGAUUUACAAGCCGCAGGACAUGGAAGCGGAACUGGAUGCCACGGUCGAGGUACCAUGCCGAGCCGAAGGCAGGCCGAAGCCGAUAAUACAGUGGAAGAAGGACGGCAGCGCAGUCGAUGGCAAUAGAAUUAAGGUCACUCGCGGCGGGAGUCUUCUCAUUUUCAACGUGAUCCCGCAAGACACCGGCAGAUACGAGUGUUCAGCCAUAAAUGAUUACGGCCGUGCAACUGCUGAUGCUCUGGUACGCGUUCGGCAAUUUGAUGCGACAGACACGCUCGUGAUACGAGCUUUCCAGAGCGCCACCGAGGAGAUCGAUCGCGCCAUCAAUAAGACGUUGACAUCCUUAUUCAAUCCUGACAACUCGUCCAGGCACGUCAAUCCGUACAGGCUAGCACGGUUCCCGAAUGCAAUCAGUCGCGCGGCUGCCAGACCUGCCGAGCUGUUCGAGAGGACCCUUGUCAACAUACGACGUAUGGUGAACGCCGGCGCCAAAGCGAACGUGACUACUGAGUUUCGUUACGAGGAGUUCCUGACGCACGAACAGGUCCAAAAAAUUGAACAAUUAUCUGGAUGCACUGGUCAUAGACAUCGGCAGAAUUGCACCAACAGGUGCUUCCAUCGCAAAUACCGCACCAUAGACGGCAGUUGCAACAAUCUGCGUCAUCCCACUUGGGGCUCGUCACACACGGGAUUCCGUCGAGUGUUGCAGCCCAUCUAUGAGAACGGUUUCUCGACGCCGAUCGGUUGGGAGAAGGAUCGACGAUAUUUCGGUUACGCGAAACCAGCCGCGCGUCUCAUAUCGACCACCCUGAUAUCUACUCAUGACAUCACGUCCGAUCAUCAGAUCACCCACAUGGUGAUGCAAUGGGGCCAGUUCCUGGACCACGAUCUCGACCACGCGUUGCCAUCAGUGUCGAGCGAGUCCUGGGACGGAAUCGACUGCAAGAAGUCAUGCGACAACGCCGCACCUUGCUUUCCGAUGGAGGUUCCACCAGGUGAUCCGCGGGUCAACAAUAGACGGUGUAUCGACUUUAUAAGAACCAGCGCCGUCUGCGGUUCAGGCGCGACCAGCGUCUUAUGGGGCGGCCUGACACCACGAGAGCAACUGAAUCAGCUAACCAGCUACCUAGACGCGUCGCAGGUCUACGGCUACAACGACGAAGUGGCGCGCGAUCUGCGUGAUCUCACGACGGAUCACGGAUUAUUGCGGGAGGGUCCCACGAUUCCCGGUCACAAGCCUCUGCUGCCGUACGCGGCCAAUCAGUUCGUCGACUGUCGCAGGAAUCCGCUGGAGAGCUCGAUAAACUGCUUCGUCGCCGGUGACAUUCGCGCAAACGAGCAAGUCGGCCUGCUAGCCAUGCACACCAUAUGGCUACGCGAGCACAACCGUCUCGCUCGCGCGUUACGCGAGAUGAAUCCGCACUGGAACGGCGAGAAGCUGUAUCAGGAAGCCAGACGUAUCGUCGGCGCUGAGAUGCAACACAUUACUUAUCAGCAUUGGUUACCCCGGGUAUUCGGUCCGACGAUCAACGACUUUGUGUCGUCUUAUCGCGGUUACGAUCCCAGUGUCGACGCCAGUAUAUCCAACGUCUUCGCCACCGCGGCUCUGCGCUUCGGUCACUCGCUCAUCCAGCCGCGUCUCGAGCGUCUGAAUGCCUCGUACCAAUCGAUUCCUCAGGGUCCUCUAGAUCUACGUGACGCCUUCUUCGCGCCAUGGAGACUGGUGGAUGAGGGUGGUAUCGAUCCCCUGAUCCGUGGUAUGUACGCCACCGCAGCGAAGCUGAAACUACCAGAACAGAAUCUCAACGUCGAGCUCACCGAACAGCUGUUUCGCAGCGCGCACGCGGUCGCGUUGGACCUAGCGGCGAUGAAUAUUCAACGGGGACGAGAUCACGGAAUACCCGGAUAUCUGGAAUGGCGCGAUUAUUGCAACAUGUCGCGCGCGGAGACGUUCGAGCAUCUGGCCGGCGAGAUUAGCAGCGGUCGGGUGCGACAAAAGCUGCGCGAAUUGUACGGCCAUCCGGGCAACAUAGACGUCUGGGUCGGCGGGAUUCUGGAGGAUCAGUUGCCAGGCGAGAAAGUCGGGCCGCUGUUCAAGUGUCUUCUGCUGGAGCAAUUCCAACGCACCCGGGACGGCGAUCGAUUCUGGUACCAGAAUCUCGGUGUCUUCCGCGCGGAGCAACUCGCGCAGAUCCAGCAAGUGUCGCUCGCCAGAAUCCUCUGCGACAACGGCGAUAACAUCACUCAAGUGCAACCAGAUGUGUUCCUGCUGCCCGAGGGUCGCAACAACUUCGUCAGCUGCGACGAGAUUCCCGACAUGGAUCUGAACGCGUGGUCCGACUGCUGUGACAACUGCGAGGACGGCGACAACACGAUUUCUCGCGUGCGCAGGGAAGCUGAGAAAUACCUCGCGCCUGAUCGCGACUAUGCAAGGAACGUGGAAUCGUUAAAUCCUAACGAAAAAGUGAAAUACUUGGAGAGUAUGCUGGAGAAAAGCGAUCGGGAUGCUAAGAGAUUGCGAGAGCAGGCUCACGACUUAUUGCAGACAGUAGGAAAACUUAGGUCAUUAUUAGAAGACGUUAAAACGCGAUAAUAGGUGAAUCGUGUUAAGCUGCCCGUGCUUGGAUCGUCUUCCUUCAGCUGCAAGUUGGCGCAACAUAUUUGGUAUGUUGUCCACGGGCAACGACAUCCUUACCGUCGUUCUUCGUCAGCUCCACCGCAAGAAACGCCAAGGUCUUACCAGCACGUAUAGUCUCAGCAUUGACGGUAACUACAUCACCAGGAAGCGCAGCCUUCAAAAACCUGUGCCAUCAAAUGUUCAUUUUACUGUAUAUUAUAAGCAUUUGUAUGUGUAUUUUGUAUUAAUGAAAAUGAUUAAGUUACAAUUAUCAUAUGUUUUUCAACUCUUCUAGGUUUCUCCCAAUACACAUCUCGUCUUAGAUUAUGUAUAUAUUUAUCAACAUGAAGAAUAAAGAUUCGAUUUAUCAAAAUA
Molecule: messenger RNA, 4769 nt
Organism: Nylanderia fulva
Lineage: Eukaryota; Metazoa; Arthropoda; Insecta; Hymenoptera; Formicidae
Gene: Pxn
Product: Peroxidasin
Biological process (GO): response to oxidative stress
Molecular function (GO): heme binding; protein binding; peroxidase activity
Source: RefSeq, a predicted model, not a curated record